This is a messenger RNA of Blepharisma stoltei, 2013 nucleotides long. The record is from the annotation of a GenBank genome assembly. Lineage: Eukaryota; Ciliophora; Heterotrichea; Heterotrichida; Blepharismidae.
AUGGCAAAAGUAUUCUCCAUGAGAGGAAGUCAAGAGGGUGAUAUAGAAAUUCCAAGGUUAAAAGAAGAAGAAAAUUCAAGUUUCAUUGAAGUUUAUCAAGAAAACACUCCGAAUACAGAUAAAGGACAUGAUGAAAGAAUGAAAAUUCAGCUGUGCUGGGACAAUGUUAGCUAUGUCAUCGAAAACAAAGGCGACGAGACGCAGAUCCUAAAAUCUGUUUCUGGCAAAGCCAACCCUGGGGAGCUUCUAUAUCAUUUGGCAUGUAUUAAAAUAUUUUAUUUUUCUAUUAGAUUUUUCAUUAUUUAUUACAUAAAAGGUAGUUUUGAUGGGAUCAUCAGGGGCUGGAAAGACAACACUUCUCAACAUCUUGGCUGGAAGACUUAAAAGCUCAAGCAACACAAAGAUUAGUGGUCAAAUAACAGCAAAUGGGACUAACAUCAAAGACCUUGAUUUUGGGUACUAUUCAGCUUAUGUGACCCAAGAGGAUAUCCUGCUUCCUAAUCUAUCCUUUUUUAGAUAAAUGCAUAAAUAUUUUUUACAAUCUUUAGAUAGAUAAUUCAAUUAAUUAAAAAUGUAUAACCCCAAGAGAGUCCUUAAUGUUUUCCUCUAGACUUAGGAUGCCAGGCCAUUACAAAGAUCAUGUCGAUAGAGUAAAUGGAAUCAUAAAUGAUCUAAGAUUGGCCAAAUGCGCAGAUAAUAUCGUUGGAAGUUUAACCAAAAAAGGACUAUCAGGAGGUGAAAGGAAAAGAGUUUGCAUUGGGAUGGAACUUAUCACUGACCCAAUUGUCCUAAUACUUGAUGAGCCUACUUCAGGUCUUGACAGUUUUACAGCAGAAGUCGUUAUUGACUUAUUGAUAGAGCAAGCCAGAAAAGGUAGAACUGUAAUGUCAACUAUCCACCAACCAAGUACAAGUAUGUUCGAUAAGUUUGACAAAUUAAUUUUAUUAGCAGAAGGCCAUCUUGUAUAUCAGGGCCGCGCUUCAGAGUCCACCAAAUACUUUGCAAAAAUUGGUUACGAUUGUCCAAAGCUUAUGAACCCAGCUGACUACUAUAUGAGACUUCUUCAUGUUGUAGAUAGGAAGCAUCCUACUGAAGAAGAACAUGAAAAAAUAGAAAAUGUAGUAUCAGCUUAUAAUUCAAUAGAGCAGGAUGAAGGAGAUUAUGAUAAGUCAAAGCUUGAGCCUUUACAAACCAAGAAAUUGACAUCUCCUACAAAUUUUGCAGAGCAGUUUAUUAUACUGCUGGAGAGAUCUUGGAUAAAUGCAAGAAGAGACCCUCUUGCUGGUCAGCUUUUGUUUACCGAGUACAUCAUGAUAGCUGUUUUACUCGAUUUGAUUUGCAAUAACUUAAUCUUAUUAAAUGAUAGUUCAAAUAAUAUAUAAGAAAAAAAAGCAUUUUCAUUUUGUGGUUUAUUUUUUUUAUUAAAAAAAAUUUUGCUAUCGCUCUAUGAGUUAGCAAAAAACUAUGAUUCUUCAACAACCAGAACUCAGCUCCUAUUUAUGUCAACAGCCACUGUAUCCUUCUAUUCAUGCCAAAAUGCAGCUAUGCAAUUCCCUAAUGAGACUCCUUUAUUCCUAAAAGAAAGUAAGCAAAGGAUUUAUUCCACUAUUUCUUAUGCUUUUCAAAGUAAAACUUAUCGUUCUUAAUUAGUCUUUUAAAAGACAAUCAAAAUUGUUUAAUAAGGUAUACUAUAUGGCCAAGUCAAUUGCAGAUAUUCCUAUGCAACUUCUCCCGCUGUUGAUAUAUUGCCUUAUUAUAUACUGGGCAAUCCCUUUCAAUGAUUAUGAUGCUAGCAAGUUCUUCAUUUUUUACUUUAUUCUGGUUAUUCUCCAAAUAGGCCAGAUAGGAGUUGGGUAUAUUUUAGGCUGCAUGGUCAAAACCGACACUGUUGCCUUGGCUAUUGUCCCAAUAUUUUUGCAGCCUAUGUUGUUGUGGUCUGGUUUAUUUCCUCAUGUAAACGAUUAUCCUGAAAGUUUUUCUUGGGUACAAUAUUUUUCUGUAAGAAUUAUUUAG